CCUAGUAGGUAUUUGCACUAAGUUGGACCCGGGGUGUUAUGUUAUUAUAUUAGACGUUAAUGCAUAGCUGGUUCAAAUCCAAAAAAGCUUUGGUAUGCUCCGCCCACGAGAGUAGAUUGACCAAACUAUUGCUGUUGCGAUUGCGCGAAACUCAGUCACACGAUCAAUGGAAACUUCCAAGAAAAAAGUCCUUGUCAUUCUAGAAAGGGGGAGCUUCCUCUUCAGGUUUCUCUUUAUUGGAGUGCUUCCUGAAGACAGAGAUAUUGCUCAAUGGAUGACGAAAACUAUCAACGAUAUCGAUUGAUUAUAGGUGUUACUGUGUUAGAUCAUAGAUGUCAUUUCUAGAAUAAUCAAUCAAUAUCGUCACCUGCACCUAACCAAAAUUGGACCCGUUUUGGUAUUCCAUACAAAUCUGGAACCUCGUUCAGUUCAAUUUCUGGGAAGAAAUGACAGACUGCAGUUACUACUUACUAUGCCGGUCGUUCUUUCUUCAAAGAAAAGAGCUUCCAGAAAGAGACCAACAUGUUAGCCUCUCACAACUUCCAGAUCUCUGUGAGGAAUAUUAUCAAACAGGUGGUGCGCAUUGCAAUAACCAAUGUACGGCCGCCUGUUUUCACAGCGAAUAGGGAAGCAAAAAACUAAUGACCUUCUCUUUUCCCCCACCAAUGAGCAGAGCCAUGUGAACCCCAAUUGAUAUGGUUAUGGACUUAUUGGGCCCCUCAACAGAAGCCCAUUUGCUGACCUUGCAGCUUCCACUUGCCCUUUUCUCCAUUGGUAACUGGCAAAGUAUGGCACUCCACUCCCUUCUCCACCUCACAAACCCUUAUAAAUAGUCCUCAAGCAUACCCUCUCAGAACAUUCAGCAGCAGAUUCAAACAAUACCCAGUUGCCAAAACAGAGCAUACUUCAAUCCAGACCCACAAAGACAUAAACUUUAUCCCAAAAUUCGACAUGGGUAUCGGUCGAUUCGCGUCAACGGUGCUCAAUGUGAAGCACAAGAUGAAAGGGAAGUCUCUGAUUCACCAUCACCACUGCAGCGACCAUCAACACAGUCAAAAUCGAGGUCUCGGUGUACCAAAGGGGCACGUUGCGGUUUACGUAGGGGAAGUGGAGAUGAUGAUGAAGAGAUUCGUGGUGCCGAUUUCGUAUUUGAGCCAUCCUACAUUCCAAGACUUGCUUAGGAAAGCAGAGGAAGAGUUUGGGUUUGAUCAUCCAAUGGGUGGCCUCACCAUCCCUUGUAGAGAGGAUGCCUUCAUUGAUCUUUUGGCAUCCCAUUUACAUUGAUUAGUUAGUUUAGUUUAGUUCCUCUUGUGAAAGAUGAUGAGGAUUAUGGAAGCCCUCCACAUUUUUUCCAUAUGUGGCUUAGCUAGGACAUAGUUAGUAAGUUUUGUUCUAAUCAAGUAUUCAUCCACCUUUUGUAUAAAAGUUUCAAGCUUCUCCAUUUCAUUUCCUUGUGGAUCUAAUGGUAUAAUUCAAAAAUAGUAUCCAUAUAAGUAAAUAUUAAUAAAAAUUCAGAUAUAAUUACUACGAAACGAGCUAAAUAUGAAUAAGAAUUACUCCUCGUUUCACUUUACUCAUGGGACGGAUAAUACCCAUUUAAGAGGGAUUGGAAUAAUUUGAGUUAUCAUCCCUAAUACCAAUACUAGCCUACAACUGAUUGCUUACAGGAUUAAAUAAAAAUAAUAUAUAAUUAAGUUUUAACUUAAACUAUGUAUUUUAUUAUUCUAUCUAAAGACUAAAAGUCAAGUUUUUUUGGGAGGAGCAAAAUGGCAUUAUUGAUUCUCUCAUUUGGUCAGAACAGUUUGUAGUUUUUGAACCCAUCAUGUGAAUGUGAUUCACAAUUGACAGAAUAAGUAAGUUAAGACAAAUUUCAGUUUUUGAUUAGAUCAUAAGAGGAAUAAAAUUUGAUUAUUGAGCAAAUAUGGUUGUGGUGAUUAGAAUUAUGAACGUUUCCAAUAAAAAGCAAAGAUAGUAGAAAUAAUCGAUAAAAAAAGAUAGUUGCAAUUAUGAAUCCAAUAAGCAAAUCUUAUAUGAAACACAUGGUGAGCCUUAUAUGAAAAACAUUUGUAAUUUAUAGAGCAUUUAUCGUAUAUAUUGUAAUUAAGGAGCACGAAUAAUAAGAAGAGUGCGGAUCUGAUAACUUUGUUUGGACAUUUAUUUAAAUAUUGUGGAAGAUGAGUUUCUGAUAGGGAAAAAUUAUAGAAGUUAAAGUGUCUAGAGUGAACAGUUUACAUGUGUUUGGUUGGAGUUGAGCGACCUGCUGUAUGAAACCUUCGAAAUAACCACGUACGAAGAAAAAAAAAGCUCAGAUCUUCAAAAUAAUUUAGUAAAAUUCUUCAGCAUUGAAAGUCAUUUACUCACAAAUGAGAUAAAUUGCACCUUAUAUAUAGUCGGCCAACCAAACGCGUAGGCAUGCAACGAUAGCCUUCCAUCCUCUUACCACCGAUGAAUCUAUCUCUGGACGUAACAUAGCAAACUCAUUUGUGGGUCCUUAAAAACGUACGUACGGCCUCUGUACAAUCUUUCUUCACAUAUCACCAUAUGUAUCGGGCGAGGAUGACCGAAUCCAAGCGUCCAAUCGAUAUCUCGCCGACUCAAAUGUGCAAACACCACAAUGGCAAGUCAUUGAAAUGAUUUAUUGAUAAUAACAUACAGCACACAUAUGCAAUACCCAAUAAAUAUGGCAGGUCAUUGAACCCCAAUUGUUAUACAGCCAUCGAUUUGGAAUCAUUGAUGUCAUCAACAGGAAGAACAAACGAGCUGAGGAUAAACAAACGGGUUCAGAAAUUAUGGAGAAGAUAUAUCAAAGUGAAAGUGGAUGCAAUUGCAAUGUGCAUGCUUUCAUCAUAUGAUACUGCUCCGAAAAUACCAUUACCAGGCUGCAUGCGCCCACUGUUUUUGCAGAGUUAAAUUCCAAAAGUUCUUGGAUGAUGUCAAAGUUUUCCCAUUCCCAUGUUUAUAUAUGAGCAAAUUAUGGAGGAUAUUAUCAAAAUAUCCACCAUUAUUAUUAUGUCAUAUAAAAUACUAAGCUACCAACAUCACACACACACACAAAAAAAACAUAUUUUUAGUUGAGUUACACAAUACGGUUUCCCCAUCUUUCACCAAAAAUCACGAUGUUGUUGUUGAGUUAAAAAUACGAGCUUAUUAGAGUAAUAAUUCAUUCUUCUCUUGUUUUGGUCGAGUAGCUUUUUUCCUUCGCUUUUGAAUAAAAAAGUGUGUAUCAC
Messenger RNA from Linum trigynum, 3227 nucleotides. NCBI's taxonomy places the organism in Eukaryota, Viridiplantae, Streptophyta, Magnoliopsida, Malpighiales, Linaceae. The record is from the annotation of a GenBank genome assembly.